Molecule: messenger RNA, 369 nt
Organism: Etheostoma cragini (Arkansas darter)
Lineage: Eukaryota; Metazoa; Chordata; Actinopteri; Perciformes; Percidae
Product: ribosyldihydronicotinamide dehydrogenase [quinone]-like
Exons: 4
Cellular component (GO): cytosol
Molecular function (GO): NAD(P)H dehydrogenase (quinone) activity
Source: RefSeq, a predicted model, not a curated record
ACCUCCUGCUUUAGAAUGGCUGCAACAAAAGUGUUGAUCGUGUAUGCCCACCAGAGCUCUGCCUCGUUCAACGCUGCAGCCAAAGAUGCCGCAGUAGAAGUUUUAGCUGCUCAUGGCUGCACAGUAGAAGUAUCAGACCUGUAUGCCAUGAAGUUUAAAGCACCUGCUACUGCUGAGGACAUCACUGGAGACGUUAAGAAUGGUGAACACUUCUGCUAUGCGGAGGAGACUAAACUUGCAUGGGAGGAAGGAAAACUGUGUGCUGACAUCACUGAGGAACAACGUAAACUCACUCAGGCUGACCUCAUCAUCUUUCAGUUCCCCAUGUACUGGUUCACUGUUCCUGCAAUCAUGAAGGGCUGGAUCGAC